AUGCCAGGCAUCAUACUCUCUCCCAGCGCCAGCAGCGAGGGUGCAGUCGCAGGCAUGAAGCGGGCGCAUGUUGCUGAGAACGCGCCCAUGCACGGAGGAGAGCCGCAGCAGAAGAAGCGGCGAGUGCUACAUCGACUGCACCAUACCCAGCCGCUCAACCAUAUUGCCGACCCCAUCAGCGCCGAGUUGGAUAGUUUUGGCGAAAGCAAGGACUUCUUUGACCAGCAAUUGCGCCGCGCAAUAGCGAUACAAUGCAAAAGCAUCGGCUUCGAAAGCGCGCGCCCAGACGCGCUCGAGCAAUUCCGGGCGCUGGUUGAUUCCUACAUGAGCCACUUUCUAGCACAAGUGCGCACAUCCAUGACCAGCUCGCGCCGCACCGAAACAGUGGCACACGACUGGAUAUACGCCCUUGCAUCUUCCGGCCUCCGUGGAUCUGCACCCCUCGACCAACAUUUCGACACUGGCGAAAUCCCACCCACCCUGCUACAGCCUUACUUUGCUCCUCCGGCGCCCCCAGAGGCCCCGCCCCCAGAUACCGAGUCUUUACUAGGCCCCGAGCUGUCCGGCAAGGCAGACAAGGAAACGCGCGCGUACAUACCAAAGCACUUUCCUGCGUUUCCCUCGAGGCACACGUAUACAGCCACGCCAGUCUUCACCAACCGCGAGCAUGAUCCGCGAAAGAUUCGCGAAAAGGCGACGGAAGAGGGCAUCUCGGCCGAACAGAGUCUCAGGAAACUCAUGGCAGCGCAAAAGGCAGGCGUUCAAAAGCAAAAUAUUGGAAAGCGGAAGCGAAGCAAACGGAUGAAGGAAAGCGACCGGCUAUGGCAAGCAGCCAUGACGGAUUUGUUGGACGAAGAGAAUCAGCGAGAGAAGGAAGAGGCGCGACGACAGGCUCAAAUGGACGAGUAUGAUGACGACAACAACUGGAAUAUGUCGCGCGAUGCUCCAAUACGGCAGCCCACGGCAGAUCGUAAUGUCAACUUGGAAGAAGGUGUACAUGUCAACUACGAGCGCAAGUACUGGAGAAAAUCAGGAAACGGCGUCUAAUUUCAGUCACCACGCCAGCCCUGGCCAUAAUAUCUUUGUUUGAGCAAAAGCACGUUGAAGCAUUUUGGUAGCGAGGCGUUUGGGUAUCGGCAUUUCCGCCUUGAACGUAUGAGGGCAGCUUGGGGGCAUUGGAGUGGCGUUCAUCCUGUUUUUUUUUCUUUUUUUUGCUUUGCUCUGAACCAGUUGUACAAUAGCUGUUCACUCUCAACUGGAGCAGUCGCCCGCGGACCAUUGGUCUGUCAUUUAUCCAUCAUUAAUCCAUUCAAAAC
Exserohilum turcica Et28A is the source of this 1316-nucleotide messenger RNA. RefSeq lists its product as uncharacterized. Gene Ontology annotation, biological process: transcription initiation at RNA polymerase II promoter. Gene Ontology annotation, molecular function: protein heterodimerization activity. The transcript is spliced from 2 exons. Lineage: Eukaryota; Fungi; Ascomycota; Dothideomycetes; Pleosporales; Pleosporaceae. Gene Ontology annotation, cellular component: transcription factor TFIID complex. The record is from RefSeq and is a predicted model, not a curated record. The coding region runs from base 1 to 1047 and encodes 348 amino acids.